CCGAAGCCGGCUGUCUCCGCCUUCCCGGGUCUCCGUGCCCUUUUCCCCUGAGUCCUGGUCCACGAGUUGGAUUUGCUGCCGCCGGGAGCCAGCCUCACGCCGUUCCGUGUCCCUCGGCCCCCGAAGAGCGCCGGCCUCCCCGCGAGGAAAGAGGAGAAAAUGCCAAAAAAAAAGACUGGUGCAAGGAAGAAGGCUGAAAACCGCCGAGAACGWGAAAAACAACUAAGAGCAUCAAGAAGCACUGUAGAUUUAGCUAAACACCCAUGUAAUGCUUCAAUGGAAUGUGACAAGUGUCAGAGGCGGCAGAAGAAUAGAGCAUUUUGCUAUUUUUGUAAUUCUGUACAGAAGUUGCCAAUAUGUGCACAGUGUGGAAAAACAAAGUGCAUGAUGAAGUCUUCGGACUGUGUCAUAAAGCAUGCUGGCGUAUACAGUACUGGCCUUGCCAUGGUGGGUGCAAUAUGUGACUUCUGUGAAGCUUGGGUUUGCCAUGGUAGGAAGUGUCUCAGUACACAUGCCUGUGCCUGCCCUCUGACUGAUGCUGAGUGUGUUGAAUGUGAACGAGGUGUAUGGGACCAUGGAGGCAGGAUAUUUAGUUGUUCUUUUUGCCAUAACUUUUUGUGUGAAGAUGAUCAAUUUGAGCAUCAAGCCAGCUGCCAGGUUUUAGAGGCAGAAACAUUUAAAUGUGUCUCAUGCAAUCGUCUUGGUCAGCAUUCAUGUCUUCGUUGUAAGGCUUGUUUCUGUGAUGAACAUACAAGGAGUAAGGUGUUUAAGCAGGAAAAAGGAAAACAGCCUCCUUGCCCUAAAUGUGGACAUGAAACUCAGGAAACAAAGGAUCUKAGCAUGUCAACACGCUCACUGAAAUUUGGCCGUCAGACUGGAGUUGAAGAGGGSGAUGGAGCUUCUGGUUAUGAUGCUUAUUGGAAGAACCUUUCAUCCGACAAGUACGGUGAUGCAGGCUACCGUGAUGAGGAUGAUGAUGAAUAUGACGCAGAGGAUGACGAAGAGGAAGAAGAUGAAGGUGGAAAGGAUUCAGAUGCUGAAUCAUCUGAUUUAUUUACUAAUUUGAAUUUAGGAAGGACCUAUGCCAGUGGCUAUGCUCACUAUGAAGAACAAGAGAACUAGGGGAGCUGCUUGCCUGUUGGUGGUUGUGUAUGACAAGAGCCAGGAGCACAUGUCAUGAGGAAUCAUGUGGCUGUUCAGAAGUACUAGCACUUGACCUUGUUCUAUUACCAGUCCCACGAGACUAAGGAGUAGGGCACAGCAUUUUUAUAGGAACUGAUAAUCAGGCUUUUAAUAUGAGAGAAAUGAGUUUCAAAUGUAAGACAUUUAUUGAUCCAGGCAAAUGWAGUAUCAUAGAUUAGAUUGCUACUGAUUUUAGUAAUUUCAUAGUUUUUGCCAAUCACAUACAUAUAAAGGAAUAAAAUGGUAAUAUAUUUAUUUGAAAUUAAAUUACUGUUUUUAUUAAAGGAGCACUGCUUAGAAAUUCACUGUGUCUCRUUUCGUAAAAUGUAAUGGGUAAAAUGGAUUACUGUAUUUUUUCCUUUAUGUCUGUCCUCAGAAUGAAAGUCAUGUGUUAUUAUAUUCUAAAUUUUCAUUAAAUACUCAUGUUGUUAGUAGUCA
Messenger RNA from Urocitellus parryii (Arctic ground squirrel), 1620 nucleotides. RefSeq names its product zinc finger protein 330 (gene Noazfp). NCBI's taxonomy places the organism in Eukaryota, Metazoa, Chordata, Mammalia, Rodentia, Sciuridae. The record is from RefSeq and is a predicted model, not a curated record. Gene Ontology annotation, molecular function: zinc ion binding. Gene Ontology annotation, cellular component: nucleus.